Molecule: messenger RNA, 951 nt
Organism: Cladophialophora yegresii CBS 114405
Lineage: Eukaryota; Fungi; Ascomycota; Eurotiomycetes; Chaetothyriales; Herpotrichiellaceae
Product: enoyl-CoA hydratase
Exons: 2
Coding region: 1-951 (316 amino acids)
Source: RefSeq, a predicted model, not a curated record
AUGUUGCCAGACCCAGUAACGGUGCAGAUUCCCAGUUCCUAUGAAGCCCUCCCGGUCAAGGAUAUCAAGGUCUCACAUUACCCCGAAGGUGCUGCGGAAGCCACUCCGGUGGUCUUGGUCACGCUAAAUCGCCCAAAGCAAGGGAAUGCCUUCACGGUCCAGAUGAUGCGCGACUUCGAGUUGGUGUACCCGAUGUUCGACCUCGACGAAAGGGUUAAAUGUAUUGUGAUCACCGGCGCAGGCAAGUUCUUCUGUGCCGGCGCAGAUCUCGAUAUUGGCUUUCCAGGUGGAGGUGAUCGGGAGAGAUUGGUGGACCACCGGGAUUCUGGCGGCCGUCUUAAUCUCUGCAUCUAUCGCUGUCGCAAACCCACCAUUGUCGCUUUCAACGGUUCCGCUGUUGGGCUCGGGAUGACCUUGAGUCUGUCUGCAGCGAUUCGGAUUGCUCACGCAUCGUCGAAAUACGGCUUUGUCUUCGCUAGGCGCGGAAUCACCAUGGAGUCGAAUUCCUCAUUCUUUCUGCCGAGACUUAUCGGCCACAGUAAUGCUCUAUAUCUCCUCACAACGGGAGAUACAUACAGGGGCGACUCGAAGCAUUUCGGAAGCUUGUUCCAAGAGGUUAUCGAGGAUCAGGCGGGAGUGUUGAAGAGGGCGUUGGAGCUCGCAACCACGAUUGCCGAAAAGACAAGCGUUCUAGCAGGCUUUAUGAACCGUGAACUGAUGUGGAGAGGCAAACCUUCGGCUGAAGAAACACACUUGCUUGACAGCGCAGUUCUUUACCACAUGUUUGCCAACCCAGAUUGCAAGGAAGGCGUACGGAGUUUUCUUGAGAAGCGACCGGCGAAAUUUUCUGCUACUCUCGAGCAGGACGGGCCUCCGCUGUAUCCUUGGUUUGCUGAGGUGGACACAGGAUCAAGGCCGACGGCCAACACGCCGGGCAAAGCGAAGCUAUGA